Messenger RNA from Papilio xuthus (Asian swallowtail), 3432 nucleotides. RefSeq names its product RING finger and SPRY domain-containing protein 1-like. The record is from RefSeq and is a predicted model, not a curated record. Gene Ontology annotation, cellular component: cytoplasm. The coding region runs from base 617 to 2143 and encodes 508 amino acids. Gene Ontology annotation, molecular function: protein binding; ubiquitin-protein transferase activity. NCBI's taxonomy places the organism in Eukaryota, Metazoa, Arthropoda, Insecta, Lepidoptera, Papilionidae. The transcript is spliced from 10 exons.
UUUCUUUCAAUUUAAAUAUAUUUUGUAUGAAAAAUUACGGAAGGAAGUCUUUCUAAGCUUGAGUAAAAUACACUUUAAGCAAAAUAAAGUUUUAUUAACUAGUACGAAUUACAUAAUAAAUAAGUUAACAAAUAACGUGCAACAAGUGACAGAUGUUUAAUAAUUUUAUAGUUAGAAAAGGGUAUUUUUAUAGUAGCCACCCGAAAAUAAGAGUCAGGCUCAAAGGCCUUGACGCCACGCGAUAGUCUUUACAAAAUCAAUAAAUUAAACCAUAAACAAGCGAAAGAGGAGCGGCAGCCCAGUGGCUAGGUCGCUUCUUGAUAGUGACAGUAAUAGCUUCGUUUAGAAACAAGCAUAGUUCGACUUUCCUUCAGCGUUACCGAUUCCUACCGACACUACCAAAAUGGCGGAAAUCAAAUUGGCACAAAAUGCCACAGAUUAAAGCCUGCCUUGACUGUGGAUGUCAUUGUAAAUGACGGCAGAGUUGGACGAAGCUAGUAGGAGGUAACUUUUAAAUAAGAAUAUUCUAGCCAGAAGCAAGUAAAAGGUGCAAGUACGCAGCAGGAAUAAGUUAAGCCAAAUGAAUCAAUAGAGGCUCUAUAAAAAUUUACACAAAAUGGAAGGCGUAAUGGAGCGUUUCAGCAACUAUGAGUAUCUGCAUAGGUCAAGACAGAUUGGAGUUUGGUCACCACAGAUCAUAUCAAAUGUGGUUUUGCAAAUAUUACAAAAACUAAGACCAAUAAAUACAGUGAGACAUGAAUUGGAUGUAAUGGUGAAAUUCAUUUCCCACAUUUCUUUGGUUGAAGCCAAUUGGCUGUCAAUAGUCAGCAGUGUAAUGAGAAUCAUGCCUAAUGAUAUUUACACAAUGAAAGCGAUCGUAAUAAUUAUGCGCGCUUUGCCAAGCCCACAACUGACCACACUCAGUACGCUGCUGCAUGACAGAUUCCGUGUGACCUGUGCCCGCGCUGUGGCAGCCGACUUCGUCAUUAGAGUUGAGAUGAACAUCUGCAUUGUGCUCAACUGCUUAGCUGAAAAGCUAGCAGGAAAUGGCAGCACACAAAUAUUCACUUAUGAUGUCUGCGGCUACUUAUGCCACAUUUUUUUGAAUACUAAAGGUCAUAAUGACCAGGAGUUGCAAAUGAGAGCUUUGCUUGCACUUGAAAAAUUCUCCAUCAUGGCAGAUAACAAGAUGCUGAUUGUGAAUGCACUUUCACUACAAGGAAAAAGUUACUUAUCUGAUUUGGAGAUUUACUUAAGACACAAUGCUGGGCAAUAUGCUAUUCGCCGCGAAUUUCUGUUUUGCGUCAGAUGGGCGCUGGAUAACAUUUUUCUGAAACCGGGCAGACAAUUAUCCUUCCGUACUGUAAACUUAUCGCCAAUAAAUGGUCUACUUAAAAACGAUAGUGGAAAUAUUUUUAUCAAGUAUUCGCCGGAUCUCGCGGAAAUUAGAAAUGAUACCAUAUGGUCUCAAACACUGCACGGAACAUGUGAGGUGGAUAAGAAUAUAUGGUUCUAUGAGGUCACCCUGGUGACCAAUGGUGCCAUAACAGUUGGCUGGGCAACUACCGGCGCUGACAAGAAUAGGCCAGUGGGAUGGGAUGAACUUUCGGUGGGCUAUGACGGCAGGAGGAGAGUACUAUGGCAUUGUGGUGCCGCAUAUUCGAUCCCUAUGGGAUCGUGGAGGCCGGGUGACGUGAUAGGUUGCCUUCUGAACAUCACUAAGAGGAGGGUCAUUUUCUAUAUGAAUGGGAGGGAAACCUCUGUUUCUAGCCAUGAUUUCUUUACUGACAACAAGAAUUCGAGGACAUUCUUCCCGGCCAUUACAAUGUCGGCGUUCCAACAGUGCCGUGUAAACUUGGGACGGGAGCAAUUCCGCUGCCCACCGGAGGCUGUUUACUACUCCACGCCUAGCACUGUCGGUCACCUGACGCCUCAGCAGAGGAUGAUCUACGGGAUGCCGCGGCACGCGAUGCAGCAGCAGCAGGCGACGUACAACGCGAGCGAGGACGCGUGCGACAUCUGCUGCGACCUCGUCGCUGACGUCACGCUGCACCCCUGCGGUCAUCGUACACUUUGUUUUGCAUGCUCGAUGAAAAUCGUUUCGUGCCCCGUGUGCAGAGCUAUCAUCAAGGAAAGACGUUAAAUUGAUUUUAAUUAUUUAAUCAAUCAAUUUAAUCUUUUAAUGCAAGUUUACUACAUACAUUACAUAUAUUUACAGUUCCAUACAUUUAGAAUUGACAUAAGUCAAAACUAUGUAGUUACUAUUAUAGAAUGCAUUUAUGCAACAUAGCGAUAUAAUACAGCCAUAGAGGCCUAAUCUUAAUUUUCCUCGUAAGAAAAGGAUGGGAAGGGGAAUUGUUUUGGCAGAAGGGAUAAUAUUCUCUUUCUGUGUGUCCCCAACCCUAUUGAUUAAAUUUAGGCAACCCAUCUCCAGGUGCCAAUUUCUAAGGGCAGCGGUCAUUUUGCUGUCAGUAAAUCAAGGUGGCUGCUUGCUCUUUUGCCAACUAGUAAUGUAGAAAUACACAUUUAUAUAUGUAUCUUGAUAUCUUUAACUAUACAUAUGGGUUAUGAGUUCAUUUUUUUCACGAUUAUCAGAAUGUUAAUUUUGAAUAUACAUGAUCUUAACCAGAGUGUGAUAGGUUGGGUUAUAACUGAAGAACAGAUUUGUGAAAAGUGCCAUACAAUAAAUUUCUUGUUAUAUUUGCACUGAUGAGACUAAAGACAUUUUUUUAUUUAUAUUUAAAAUCUUAAGGAUACCAAAAAUUCCUUUAUUUUCUAUCUCAAUGUAAGACUGAAUGGUUAUUAUUAUUUCGACCUAUUUUUCAAUUUUAAUUGAUUUAAAAUCUUCAAAAUAUAUUGAUAAGUACAUUUUACCAUUAAUUAGACUAUGUAUUUGAAACUGAUAUUAUUUAUUUGAUUAUUUAUUGUAAAAAGUAUUACAAUAAAUUAUUAAAUAAAUACAUUACUAUAUUGAUAUGAUUAAAUCUUAAGAAAUUGUAUUAGUUUUGAUUGAUACUUCAAUUUAAAUAUAUGAAACAAGUCAUCAAUGUAUUUAGAAAUAUCGUAGAAAUAUAGUAGUGUUGUCGACUCAGGAACUAAGCACUUGAUAUGUAAUCCGCAGAUCCUGGGUUCGAAUUUUAUGUACUAAUAUGUUUUUCCAUUUUAAAUUAGCAUGAUAUGUAAUGUAAUCCUCUUAUGGUGUGCAAGUGAUGCAAACUGCACAUAUCUUAGAAUAAAUUCAAAGAUAUGUGUUAAGUCAACCAAAUGUUAUUGGGCUAGCAUGGUUGACUAUUGUCUAGUCAAACCUAACUUAGGAUAAGCUCCGAGCCCCUCAGUGGGAAUAGAUAGUAAGCUAAUGAUGACAUUAAUAUUAUCUGUUUAUUAUAAGAAAAAUCACUAAUUUAUUAUUUGGCUUUAAUAUUUUUUAUGAAA